Fusarium fujikuroi IMI 58289 is the source of this 786-nucleotide messenger RNA. Its product is annotated as related to Ribosyldihydronicotinamide dehydrogenase. Bases 1 to 786 code for a protein of 261 amino acids. NCBI's taxonomy places the organism in Eukaryota, Fungi, Ascomycota, Sordariomycetes, Hypocreales, Nectriaceae. Gene Ontology annotation, molecular function: NAD(P)H dehydrogenase (quinone) activity. Gene Ontology annotation, cellular component: cytosol. The transcript has a single exon. The record is from RefSeq and is a predicted model, not a curated record.
AUGAAGAUUUUCAUCGUCCUUGCCCAUCCUGAGCCCCGAUCCUUCAAUGGCUCUCUGUUCCAAGUCUCUGUGAACGAGCUCAAAGCUCAAGGUCACCAAGUCAAGACCUCGGACCUAUACUCUAUGGAAUGGAAAGCCAAGGUCGAUCGCUCAGACUUCCCAAAUCUGGUAUCCGAUGCCCGUCUCAAGGUUGCAUACGCAUCAAGGGAUUCAUACACCGCAGGAAACCUUACCGAGGAUGUCAGAACCGAACAAGAAAAGCUACUCUGGGCCGACGUUGUCCUAUUUCACUUUCCGCUCUGGUGGUAUACCAUGCCCGCUAUUCUCAAAGGCUGGGUCGAAAGAGUGUUCUCUAUGGGGUUUGCAUAUGGAUAUGGCGAGCAUAGUGAUAAGCAUUAUGGUGAUAGAUAUGGCGAGGGCGUUUUUGCAGGAAAGCGAGCGAUGCUCAUUGUUACUGUCGGGGGCAAGAAAGAGCACUUCUCAACACGCGGAGUUGCCGGACAUAUUGACGACUUACUAUUCCCUAUUAAUCACGGGGUGCUAUACUAUCCCGGGUUUCAGGUUCUCCCAUCUCACGUCGUUUAUCAGACUGAUAGGUUGGAUCAAACUGGCUUUGAGAAAGAGGCGGAGAUGCUUCGUGAAAGGCUGAGGCAUUUGGACACCAUCGAGCCUAUUGCUUACAGACCACAAAAUGGCGGUGACUAUGAGAUACCUAACUUGACUCUCAAGCCAGGUUUGGAGGGGAAGAACGCGAAGGGGUUCUCGAUACAUAUUCGCGACAGUUGA